Molecule: messenger RNA, 2385 nt
Organism: Sphaerulina musiva SO2202
Lineage: Eukaryota; Fungi; Ascomycota; Dothideomycetes; Mycosphaerellales; Mycosphaerellaceae
Product: malate dehydrogenase, NAD-dependent
Exons: 6
Coding region: 175-1173 (332 amino acids)
Biological process (GO): tricarboxylic acid cycle; malate metabolic process
Cellular component (GO): cytoplasm
Molecular function (GO): L-malate dehydrogenase (NAD+) activity
Source: RefSeq, a predicted model, not a curated record
GUAGCUACAUACAUGUAGUGUGCUACCACCUACUACCUGACUUCUCCUCAACAUUGAUUCACCCUUGUUCACACUUCACCUCGCCUGAACAACACCAUUUCCACUGACCUCCUUUCAUCUGUCCAUUGCAUCACCCUCCACUCCCUCCCUCUCUCCCAAUUACCCACCGCAAAUAUGGUCAAGGCUGUUGUCGCAGGAGCUUCCGGUGGAAUUGGACAGCCACUGUCCCUUCUCCUCAAGGCCUGCCCGCUCGUUGACCACCUCUCGCUCUACGAUGUCGUGAACACUCCCGGUGUCACCGCCGAUCUCUCGCACAUUUCCUCGAUUGCCACCAUCGAUGGCUACCUUCCCGAUGGCGGUGAGGGUAUCAAGAAGGCCUUCAAGGGCGCGGACAUUGUUGUCAUUCCUGCUGGAAUUCCACGCAAGCCCGGUAUGACCCGUGACGAUCUCUUCAAGAUCAACGCCGGUAUCGUCCAAGGUCUGGUCCAGGGCAUCGCCGAGAACUGCCCCGAUGCUUUUAUCCUCAUCAUCUCCAACCCAGUGAACAGCACUGUGCCGAUUGCUGCCGAGGUGUUGAAGAAGGCUGGCGUCUUCAACCCCAAGAAGCUCUUUGGUGUCACCACGCUCGACGUUGUUCGUUCCGAGACUUUCGUGCAGUCUCUCACUGGCGAGAAGGACCCCAGCAAGACUGUCAUUCCCGUCAUUGGUGGACACUCUGGCGAGACCAUUGUUCCUCUGUUCUCGCAGGCGAAGCCCGCCGUGAAGAUCCCAGAAGACAAGCUGGAUGCUCUGACACAUCGCGUCCAGUUUGGUGGUGACGAGGUUGUAAAGGCCAAGGAUGGCGCUGGUUCCGCCACCCUCUCCAUGGCAUAUGCAGGAUUCCGCUUCGCGGAGAAGGUCAUCCGUGCGGCCAAGGGCGAGUCUGGUAUCGUCGAGCCCACCUUUGUCUACCUUCCCGGUGUGGCAGGUGGUGACGAGAUUGUGAAGGAGACGGGCCUGGAAUUCUUCUCCGUGCCAGUGGAGCUGGGCAAGGAUGGUGCCGCAAAGGCCGUCAACAUUGUCAAGGCUGCCAAUGAGUACGAGAAGAAGCUUCUGACGAAGUGUUACGAGGGACUCAAGGGCAACAUUGAGAAGGGUAUCGACUUUGUCGCCAACCCACCCGCAAAGUCGUAAAGGGUGGAUAGCAUGAUUGAUUUUCACGAGCCUGAUGCCAGGACACGAUAGCACGAGAUCAGACACAGCCCGAGCACGUACAUGACGUACAGAGACAGUGGUGGUGCAUAAGGUAUACUGUAGUGAGGUUUCAGAGACCCCCAAAAGCUGCCAUUUUGACACGCUCAUUGCUCCGAGUUUUCAGGGAGGACUCGUGUGGUUGUUCCACCCUCUUUUCCGUCUCCGCCCGCGUGCUUCUGCAGCACAGUCACGGCAGUCGUCUUUUUGCAGUCAUCAUCAUCAUCAUCAUCUCCUUUCCAUCAUCCAUCAUCCAUCAUGGCUUGGCGCCCUUGGUCUUGAUCUGAAACGUGGCCGAGGGAAUUUCUGUUGUUUCCGCAGUGACAGUCACAUCCAAUCCCAAUCCUUGCAAAGCUCCUCGGAUCACACCACAAGGAAAAUAGAGGUACGUAUAAGCCCUCCGUAACGCUUCCUCUCCCGCUUUCGGUCCAGCUCUCCGAUCGACCGACAUGCGACUCAUGGGUUGAAAUCUCGCAUCCGUCAAGACAAAGACUCCUCGAUGAUUCGUCUUCAAAUUGUCGAUUUGUUUCCGAAAGAGAAUCGUCCAGAGAUCUUUACAGAUGAAUUUGAUGGCGUCCAAGGGUGUUUGAGGACGGGGUUUGAGGAUACUGUGGCGCUCUACAAGGCCUUGUCCAACACGAUAUCCGAGACCAUCUAAACGCCAAAAGACGGCUUCGCGCGUUUCGUCAUUGUCCAUGUGGGAUGUGGUGGUGUUUGCUGCGCCGGUCGCUAUAGAGGUUGUUGUUGUUGUUGCUGGUGCGCUUCUUUCUAUUGUGGCUGCUGCUGCAGGCGUGGUGGUAGACGCGGCUGGUGUGAGAAGUUGUUGUUGUUGUUGUCCUUGUUGUUGGUGCGUCGCACUACUAGACGCUGGUGCAGCAGCAGCAGCUGCUGGUGUUGUCGAUGCAGAGGCAUUAUUGAGAAUCUUGCUCUUACGAAACUCUUCUAUGAGAGCUUGUUCUCGCGCGUGGAGCUGGUCGGUGAUGCGCUGGGCGAGCGGGACGAGUUCGAUGAGGAGGAAGUCGAGGCAGGAGACGUUUAGCUUAGGGUUGAUGAUGUCGUCUUCGGGGAAGCCGGAAGGGUUCGACUGCUUGGACAUGGUGGACGGUCGCGGUGGCGGUUGCGGCGGUUGAUGGUGUUUUUUACAUGUUGUCUGCG